AUGGGUCUGUGUUCGCUAGGGACCCCCCGCCCUAGUGGGGGCAGGGCUGGCGCGCCGGAGACCGGGCUCUGCCACUGGCCUAAUAGGGGACCGCUGCUGUCACUGUCCCGCGUUGGGCUUUGUGUUCCCCUCGCUGGGGUGGGGGAGCCUGAGCCUUGCAGAGCGCCUGGCUCGGUCUACACUGCAGCAGACGAUCCCGAAUGGUUUUUAGAUCCUCUUCAAGAAAAUAAAUCCACCUGGAAAGAAGUGUGUCCUGAAAUAGCAGAUGGUACUCCAUUAACCAAUGAACUUCAUUUACCUGUUUCCAUACCUGAUGUUACCUCCUCACCAAGCACAGAAUUUCCUGCAGACUGGAGUAUUAAAACUCGACUUCUAUUCACAUCUUCCCAACCUUUUACUUGGGCAGAGCAUUUAAAGGCACAAGAAGAGGCGCAGGGAUUUUCCCAGCACUGUAGAGCAACAUCAAUCAAUUUCCCACAAAGCAUACAGGAUCCAAAGCUGUCCACAGAACUUCGCUGUGCAUUCCAGCAAAGUCUUAUUUAUUGGCUUCACCCUUCAUUGCCAUGGCUCCAGUUAUUCCCUCGUAUUGGAGCAGAUAGAAAAAUAGCUGGAAAGACUAGUUUUUGGUCACAUGAUGAAGCACUGCAACAAGUUCUAAUGAGUGAGUGGUCUGUCAGUUUUACCUCCCUAUAUAAUCUUCUCAAAGCCAGGCUAUGUCCCUAUUUCUAUGUUUGCACCUACCAAUUUACUGUGCUGUUCCGUGCAGCAGGCCUUGCAGGAAGUGAUGUUAUCACAGCUGUUAUUUCGCCCACAACCCGGGGUUUACGGGAAGCCAUGAGAAAUGAAGGCAUAGAAUUUUAUUUACCUUUUGUAGAAGAAACUAGGAGCAAGAAGCAGAAAAACUGUAAAACAAACGUGGACACAGAAGAUAACAGUUCUGAAACAAGCAAAAACAGUGAAGAUGGAGAGGAACAAGGAGUGAGUGAUGAUGAAAGUUUUUCUUGGCUUGAGGAGAUGGGAGUCCAAGACAAGAUUAAAAAGCCAGAUGCAAUUUCUAUCAAACUCCGUAAAGAAAAAAAUGAAGUGCAAAUGGAUCACAAGCCAGAAUCUGUUGCAUUAGUAAAAGGAACAAACACAUUCAUGUUGUUGAACUUCCUGAUAAACUGUAAGAGUUUAGUGGCUGCUGCAGGCCCCCAGGCAGGGCUGCCACCAACACUUCUCUCCCCCGUUGCUUUUCGAGGUGCAACUAUGCAAACACUCAAGGCUCGAAGUAUCAACGUGAAAACACCAGUUCACUUGCGCUGUAAUGAUAUAUUUAGCUUGGAGAUUACAGGUCCUGUCAUGCCUCAUUGUCUGCAUACUUUGACAAUGCUGCUCAAAUCUGCACAAAGGGGAGCUUUUUCUGCUGUGUUAUAUACCCAUGAACCAACAGCAGUGUUUAACACUACCACAGAGAGAACUUUAAAUAAGGAAACUAUGUGCAAGGACCUUACUAAAUGUGGGUUACAUCUAAAAACCUUGGAUCAGUUGACUCAACUUCCAACACUAGGAAAGUCUUCCAUACGACUCCUAGAAAUGAGAGACUAUGCUUACAGCUGGAAAUCUUAACUAUGCCAUUUUAGUUCAUGAAAUAAGGACUAGUAAUGUUUAGUCAACACUCUUCAGGUGCUAUUGUGCUAAUGUACCAGGAGGGAAGAAUUGUCUACUUGGGAAAGAACUUCUGUUGCCCAUAUCACCACACACAAGGUAACUUCCAGUGGAAAAAGUUAUUUUGGAUAAUCCAGCAAGAACACUGUCUCUGAACCUGCAACCUCUGCAUUUGUUGUCAAUGUUUUUAAAUAAAUUUUUUUAUAAAAAAGGUAA
Molecule: messenger RNA, 1863 nt
Organism: Pelodiscus sinensis (Chinese soft-shelled turtle)
Lineage: Eukaryota; Metazoa; Chordata; Testudines; Trionychidae
Source: RefSeq, a predicted model, not a curated record